This is a messenger RNA of Cebus imitator (Panamanian white-faced capuchin), 2138 nucleotides long. It is a transcript of the gene INTS15, whose product is annotated as chromosome unknown C7orf26 homolog. Bases 138 to 1865 code for a protein of 575 amino acids. The record is from RefSeq and is a predicted model, not a curated record. Lineage: Eukaryota; Metazoa; Chordata; Mammalia; Primates; Cebidae. The transcript has 7 exons.
GGCGGGUGCCGCGGCCCAGGCCUGGGGUCGGGGCGGAGGCUUGGGUCGCGCCUCUUUGUCUCCACGGGCAGCGGCGCAACCCCGGGCCCCGGGCGGAAGUGAGACGCGCUCGGCGCGGGGGCCGUGGCGACCGCACCAUGAGCGACAUCCGCCACUCGCUGCUGCGCCGCGACGCGCUAAGCGCGGCCAAGGAGGUGCUGUACCACCUGGACAUCUACUUCAGCAGCCAGCUGCAGAGCGCACCGCUGCCCAUCGUGGACAAGGGCCCUGUGGAGCUGCUGGAGGAGUUCGUGUUCCAGGUGCCCAAGGAGCGCAGCGCGCAGCCCAAGAGACUGAAUUCACUGCAGGAGCUUCAACUUCUUGAAAUCAUGUGCAAUUAUUUCCAGGAGCAAACCAAGGACUCAGUUCGGCAGAUUAUUUUUUCAUCCCUUUUCAGCCCUCAAGGGAACAAAGCCGAUGACAGCCGGAUGAGCCUGUUGGGAAAGUUGGUCUCCAUGGCGGUGGCUGUGUGUCGAAUCCCGGUGUUGGAGUGUGCGGCUUCCUGGCUGCAGCGGACGCCUGUGCUCUACUGUGUGAGGUUAGCCAAGGCCCUCGUGGAUGACUACUGUUGUUUGGUGCCAGGAUCCAUUCAGACGCUGAAGCAGAUAUUCAGUGCCAGCCCGAGAUUCUGCUGCCAGUUCAUCACCUCUGUUACUGCACUCUAUGACCUGUCGUCAGAUGACCUCAUCCCACCUAUGGACUUGCUUGAAAUGAUUGUCAACUGGAUUUUUGAGGACCCAAGGUUGAUUCUCAUCACUUUUUUAAAUACUCCGAUUGCAGCCAAUCUGCCAAUAGGAUUCUUAGAGCUCACCCCGCUUGUUGGAUUGAUCCGCUGGUGCGUGAAGGCGCCCCUGGCUUAUAAAAGGAAAAAGAAGCCCCCUUUAACCAAUGGCCAUGUCAGCAACAAGGUCGCAAAGGACCCGGGCGUGGGAAUGGACAGAGACUCCCACCUCUUGUACUCAAAGCUCCACCUCAGCGUCCUCCAGGUCCUCAUGACGCUGCAGCUGCACCUGACUGAGAAGAAUCUUUAUGGGCGCCUGGGCCUGAUCCUGUUUGACCACAUGGUCCCACUGGUCGAGGAGAUCAAUAGGUUGGCAGAUGAACUGAACCCCCUCAACGCCUCCCAGGAGAUUGAGCUCUCGCUGGACCGGCUGGCGCAGGCUCUGCAGGUGGCUAUGGCCUCAGGAGCUCUGCUGUGCACGAGAGAUGACCUGAGAACCUUGUGCUCCAGGCUGCCCCAUAAUAAGACUCUGAAUUUCUGGGUCGUUUGCAAGGCCAGCUUCCUGGGGCUUCUGCUUGGAAUUCAGCCUCCUCCAGCUGGUGAUCUCGGGCCCAGUGCAGCAGCCGCCUCACGCCGCGCUCCCCCCGGGCUUCUACCCCCACAUCCACACGCCCCCGCUGGGCUAUGGGGCCGUGCCGGCCCACCCUGCCGCCCACCCCGCCCUGCCCACUCACCCCGGGCACACCUUCAUCUCGGGCGUGACAUUCCCCUUCAGGCCGAUCCGCUAGGCUGGCCUGCGUGUGCCUUCUGCACCCUCGCUGGACGAAGCCUUCUGAGAAGGAAGGGGUGGUCGGCCCCCCUGAAGAGGACGUCGGGGAAGCGGCAGGGCAGCCCCUCCCCGCUGGCAGAAUCGUCUGGGUGCGGGAGCUUUGACGUCACGGAGUCCAGGUGCUUCCCACCCGGUCGCAUUCUUAGACAUCCAGAUUGGAUGGUGAAGGGAAGAGUCCAGCCCUCUGCCGAGAGGCUGAUGCAGGCAUUUUUAAAACAUGCCGAUGCUGGGAGCCUCUGUUCUAUACGCAUUUCAGACACACAGCCUGUGUGGUGAGGAGUGUGAUGGCAGGAGCCGCAGGUGCAAGCCCGUGUGUGUCUGGCCUCUUUCCUCGUGAAGAUGAUGUGUCCCCACCAGAUAAAGCAGGCUCUUUCUGCAGCCCCGGGAGCUGAGCCCAGGCUGCCUAUAGUGACCAGAAGCUUGUGUGCAGCACUGCUCAGGGAAGCUGUCAGGAAUCCCCCUUACUUCGGAAAGGAAUUUCUUUGCUUUGUUGGGGGUGUCUAAAUUUUCCUUUCAUAUGUUCAAAUAAAUUUUUUCUAAACAGUCAUA